AUGUUUCGGUGUCAGAAUCGUGAUUACAAAGGACGUUGUCACACAAAUCUAGCUACAGAUUUGUUUUUAUCACAACCCACUGCACAUUCACAUGUACCAAAUCCAGAUCAUCGUCCAAUUAGUCCACUGGUUUAUGGUUUACUGAUCAGAAAAAGUGCCACCGAUUACAACAAAUUUUUUAAACAAAUAUUAGCAGAAUACGAUUUUGAUCCAGAUUUAAUUUUGACAGAUUUUGAAGUAGGCACAAUCAGAUCAGUCAAAACAAUGCUCCUGAAUGUCCUUCACAAAGUUGCCAAAUUAGCCAACAAAAUUCAUCGAGAACAAUCGAAAUUUGAAGUUGAUAUCGCUCAAGUUCGUCAAGGACAUGAACCCAAACCAAAAAAGGCGUCGUAUCGAAAACGCGAUAAUCGAAUUAAACGUUUGGUGAAUACUUAUGAUACCAACUAUUUAGAUGAAUAG
Molecule: messenger RNA, 459 nt
Organism: Didymodactylos carnosus
Lineage: Eukaryota; Metazoa; Rotifera; Eurotatoria; Philodinida; Philodinidae
Source: the annotation of a GenBank genome assembly